This is a messenger RNA of Plutella xylostella (diamondback moth), 1706 nucleotides long. It is a transcript of the gene Ada3, whose product is annotated as transcriptional adaptor 3. Gene Ontology annotation, biological process: regulation of transcription by RNA polymerase II. Gene Ontology annotation, cellular component: SAGA complex. Gene Ontology annotation, molecular function: transcription coactivator activity. NCBI's taxonomy places the organism in Eukaryota, Metazoa, Arthropoda, Insecta, Lepidoptera, Plutellidae. The record is from RefSeq and is a predicted model, not a curated record.
AACAUUUACACUGACGCCAUUUUGCCUUGUCAUUUGUACUGUCGUGAAUUUGAUUGUGUUGUUUUUGAUAUUUUUCCAUAAUUAUUCCAUAAUCCUGGAUUAUUUCAGUGCAAAUUCACAUUAUUGUAAAAAUUCAUUAAAUUGAAAAUCGAAUCAGUCAUGUAAUUGUCGAUAUAGUGAAGUAUUUUCGAAUGUAUUAUACGUGUCUAUAGUUAUACUUCUGUGUUUCGAGGAUAACGCGGGAAUAUUCAAAUAGUUUGAAAUGUUGGGGAAAAGAAUGCACCACAAUAGCAAAGGCAGACUUGCAAGUAAAGGCCAUGAUGGUGGGAAACCCUCUAGUCCUGGCAUAUCACCAUACCAUAAACCUGCCAAAAUUCCAUCUGUUGGCAAAAGUAAAGUGGAAGUGUGCCCCAUUCCCUACAUCAAAGUUCAAGAUAAUGCAGUCGUCCUGCCGCGGUACACGGCGAUUGCUGCUCGGUCUACUGAUGAUCACAUUGGAAUGGAUGAGCUGGAUUCAUUACAAUUAGAGCUUGAAUCAUUACUCACUAACAGUGCUCUCCGUGUCAGAUAUUUCCAGUCUGAGAUUGAAAGUAUUGAUACUAAUGAGUCUAAACGAGAGAAGAAGGGGAAAGCGGCAGGAAAGCAACUUCAAUAUCCUGCCAAAAGAAAAUUCCAGGAUGACAAACUUAUAAAAAAAGAAUACACUAAAUUGUCUAACCAGCCCAAAGUGCCUAAGUUCAAAAACUUCUCCAGUGCAUCAGGUGGUCACAACAAUUUCACAAAUGAAGCUCUGCUCAAUUCAGACAAUUCUGUCAAAUUGGAGAUGUCCCAGUUUGCCCUGCCGCGGAACAACAUCCCUUACAAGUUCUGGAACUCGGUGCAGCCCUACUGUGCUCCAAUCACAUUAGAUGACAUCAAAUUUUUGGAGUCUCUGCUUGCUCAAAGUAGCAAUACUACACUGCCAAUAAUACCACCUCUCGGUAAACACUAUUCAGAAGUUUGGGCAGAUGAGCACAUUGCUGAAGAUCAAAAUGCAUCUAAUCCGAACAAACAAAAAUCAUCAGGAAUGUCACCUGAUGCUUCUGCUUUACGAAAAAAGACUGAAAAGCCAUCUGAUAACAUAAUAACUGGGCCAUUGACCCAAAGACUUGUCUCUGCACUCAUGGAGGAAAAUGCUAUGCCGUAUGAAGUUCCUGAUGUCAAAGUGAAGCAAAGUACAAAUACAAAGAGCACAUACAAAAACUCCCUGACUCUUGAAAAGUGUCUUCGUAAAGAACUAGUGGAGCAGGGCAUCCUGGACCCAGAGGACCUGCCCCCACUCACAAACCCAGCUGACGAUGAGAUCCUCGCCGAGAUCAAGAAAUGUCAGACUGAAUUAACGGCUGUAAGAAAAGACAACUGCCGCAACCUAAAGAACCUUAUUGGUCUUUGCAAACAAGAGAUGAUUAGACUGAACCUAAAGAAACAACUUGACCAAGUUGAUGCUGAAUGUAUUGAUAUUUAUAAGAAAAUGGUGGCAGCCAAACAGAAGAAACGGGUUAUCACCAAAAAGGAGAAAGAUGAUGCUUGGAAAGCUAUUAACGAACAAAUCAGACUAAACAAGGAAAUAAAUGCACUACCUGUGACUGGCCCAAACACUAGUUAAAUGUCUGUUAUGCAUAAGUUUUACGAUAUCGUAAUUAACAAAUAAAUUAUGUUUAAGAAAA